GGUUUUCUGUCAAGUCUAGUGGCGACAAUGUUAAAAUACGAACAACACAUUACUGUAUUCUCGGCUCAAAUGGGUAGCACUGACAAACCGGCCUUGCUCAACACUUGAAAAAUACAGCGUCACAUCACAUUUUUCUUUUAUGAUUCGCUUCUAUAAGUUAUACUCGCUGUUCCUGAAAACCAUGGCCAACGCCAAUACCACCAAUAUAGCGUUCGUCAAAGAGUGGUGCCUUUGCGAGAAGUUGCCCAGAGCAGUGCUCCACAUUCCAUUGGACUGUAACCUCCGCUGCGAGGUGUGUGGACUAGAGCGGCGCCCUAAAACCGAUCCUAGCUCCAGCGAUGAAGAGGAGGCCGCAGCCAACAAACGGCAGAAGAUGCUUCUGGAGCGACGACGGUCCGCGGAGGCACUCCAAGGUGCUGCCCGCGUCAAGGUGGCCAUGCGAGCCAAGAAGCCAUGUUUAAUGCACAACUGCAAGAAAAAUUGCUCCAAGUGCGGGGGAAUGCCCAAACCAAGAGCCAAACACGAAACUGUAGUCGGAGAAUGUAAGAAGAAAGUAUACUCGGGCUGCUUUGGACACUUUCCAAAGCCCAUGGGAGUUUUACCGAAGUGGCGCCGUGGGGUACGGACUCCAGAUCGCGAUCCGACUCCAACUGCAGCGCCACCAUCAUCGCCUUCAUCUCCCCAGUCUGUGCAACACACAUUCGGGUCCAUGUGGGAGCGUGCGCCCGAGGAAUCUACGAAUCUGGUGGCCAUGGCACGCGAGGUGUUUAUUCAACCCUGUCAAUCAUCCCGUCGACUCUGGCCCACGAAUGGAAAACGUUUGGUCAGCGAUUAUAUUCCUCUGAGCACACCCAUCACGAACCCAUCUGGCGGGGCAAUCUCCAAGCGAAGCAGCAUCUUCCGCACUAGCACCAGCCGCACGCUACCGCCGCUGUCAAAAGUGUUGGCCUCUGUUUUGGUUGAAAAAGGGGCAUCAAAAGCCCGUGCAAAAGGUGGCGGACUGAGUAACGAUUCGAUUAACGCCGACAACCAAAUGGAAAGUCAGUUUUGCCCCUUUGAGUACUACGAGGGACCGUCGGAAGAUGCACUGGUCUUAGACAGUGCCCGCUUCAUGCUGCAGGAGCCCAUGGCGCUGAACACGAAAACCGAUCGACAUCUGCCGCUCCUAUUGCUGCCCUCUUCUGGCUCGGAAGAGAGCGUUAGCUCUGGUUCGCUCAUACACGAUGACAUUGCAACAGUUACAUCCUCAGACAGCCGCAACUCCGGAGAUAUCAGUGGCAUAUGCAAGAUAGGCUAUGAGCAUCCCAUCCCCCAAAAAACAAUCAAUUUAUUAGACUUUGAAGAGGCAGGAGUAAAAGCAGAAAAGAAGACCGAUCAUGUAGAGAAGCAGACACUUAAAAUGUUAAUUGUGGAUCAAGGUGAACAAAUGAUGAAAGCAUUGGGACUCUCCAGUACUGGACAUGUUAAAGUUACGAAUCUGAUGAACAUCGAUCAAGAAGAUGGGGCUGCAGAGAACGGAGAACUAGAGUCCGAGUCUAAUGGAUCAGCCAACCCUCCUAUUAAUGAUGUGACAAAUGAACAUGUUAUUUCCUCAAAUAAAUAUCAGACCGAUGCAAAGUAUUCAAAAGUCCUAUCAAAGAAAUUGAGCAGACCCCACAUCUUGCAUGUACCCGGGGAUAGGUUGUGCAGGACAACCGGUAGGAAGCGGGAGGGAGCAAAACCAGUGUGUGACAAAUGCGGACAUCACAGAAACGCAGCCGAUGCUGUUAUGCCAACUCAAGAUUCAAAAGCAAAGAGUGUCCAGCAGACGCCUAGAAAAUACCAGAAAAAAGUUUCUGGGUCCUAUCGUGAAAUAAUCAAGAUGCCACUCUCAAAAAAUUUGUUUGGUAUACAGCCUUCUGUAUCAGUACCCGAUAAGACUGGUACACUCCAUAGAACUUUACACAGUUUUCCCAGAUUUUUAAUAGCUGAGCAAAAAUUGGAGGGCCGUAAGCCUACCUGCAUCAAAAAUAUCAAAGAAGAUAAACCUAAUCCUCUUGGUGAUAAUAAUUUAAACACACCCAUGAAAUGCGAUGAGGAAUCUCCCAAGAAAUAUCAUAACUUGAGUAUGUACAAAGAACCUUCAAGCUCAUCACAGACAGUAGCAGACCAUGAUCCUGCUUUUUUCGAAAGUCUUCCCGUUCCGUUAACAAUUAAAUACAGCGAGGAAAUAGUUAAAAAUGUAAAUAGCAACCAACCCUAUCAGCACCAUGUCACACACGUUUCUAAAGCCGCAUCAGACCAGAGGCAAUUAAGAAAUUCCUUCUCAGAGGAUAGCAGUCUUGAAGAGAAAUUCCAUAAAACACCCGAUGGAUACGUGCCCACAGACGGAAGAACUAACCAAUCGCAUAUAUUGUCGCAUAGCUGCAUAAAGACAGAAGUCUCAAUCCAUUGGCGAGGGAUCCACACCUUGGAAACCGUUUCACAUGUCUGUGGCGAGAUGAUUAAGCCUAAGAUGGCUACUCAUAAAUGCAAUGUUAUGGAAAAUCUCAAGAAGACCACCUUGUCGGAUCAACCUACGAAUGUGGCGAUCUAUGAGUUCCGCAUGCCUGACAUAAAUUCCAACGCGAUAGACAAAUCUGGAAUGGCUAACUCCUAUAGGCGAAAUAAAGAUGUGAGCACGAGCGGAUCUGAGACACCAGUAGCUCACUCUCCCACACCAAGGCACAUGAAUCUUUUCUCAAGAAAAUUUAAAAGGAUUUGGAGGCGUAGUCCGCCCAUUUUUGCAGUUCCUUCAAUAAAAUACAAUAGACGAAAGUUGAGAACAAAAGAUGGACUGUGUGAAGUUACGGAAUUAUCAUUAAUGGCAAAUCCAGAUAUCCUGAUGCAACACAAGGAGGAUGUGGUACAGUAUGGCAAUAUUCCAUCGAAAGCCGAUCAUCUUGAGGUGAAGAUAGGAAGACGAAUACGGAGAGAGCAUUCGUUGGAGCGCAGGUUCAAUAUGCUCGUAAAGACCAAGUCCAAUCCUUCCAAGACGAAUUCGGAGGAAGAACAACAUAGAGAGUAUUUGCUGAAGGUGAAACUAGAAGAAAUGACGACAAAGCCAAUUCAGCUUCUGACUCCGCAUGAAGAAACAUCUGACCAUAGUUCUACGAGACUUUACCAGGACCCACUUCGUUUUAUCCACAGCUCUUGAGAUCAUGUGCUUCUAAAAAUUGGUUUCAAGAAACGUGGAAUCUUUUUAAAAAGUUUGAUGAUUGCGGAGCCUUGCACAGACUCGCUGGCAGAGAAUUUGAGAGAACACUAACCUUAAAUACGAUUCGAUGCUCCCAUUUUUAGUACAGAUCUGCAAGCCGUAGAAGAAUGCAAUCAUCAGUAUAUCCCAAGAUCGGACGCAACCCCUCGCCAGAUAUUCGGGUGCGGUAUCGCAAUCCCGUAGCAGCUUUCAUCACGGGAAUCGCGAGUUUGGCUUAUUGGAUGAUGUACUGGCUUGCUUAUUUCAUAAUUUAUCUAUCCGGAUCUGCUCUUCUCUUGGGCCUGGUCUGGCCACGACACUCAUGCCGAGUGCUGUUAUCCGUGCUGAAGCAGGACCACAUGGAACGACAUUUCAAAGACGAAUUAUGAGUUGUAUAUAUAUUUUUUAAUAAAACGUUCGAGCAAGAACUGCAAACGCUCAAAUACUCUUGCCCCUCACAU
Drosophila obscura is the source of this 3675-nucleotide messenger RNA. RefSeq lists its product as uncharacterized. The transcript has 3 exons. The record is from RefSeq and is a predicted model, not a curated record. Bases 140 to 3175 code for a protein of 1011 amino acids. Lineage: Eukaryota; Metazoa; Arthropoda; Insecta; Diptera; Drosophilidae.